CUCCGUCAGUCAUCUUUUCAUAUCACGAUUACAAGAGUACAGUAUACGCAACGAGAGUCCGAGAAUAUAUUUGUACGCGAUUAGUGCAUUUGCAUUGUAUCUUGCAACUGAAAUCAAUUUUUCAUAUUUUUUAAUUACGUGAAAUUGUGUUAUUGAAAUAUUGUUUCAAAAAUUAAAAAAAGAAUGGAUAGUCCAUUACCACAUAUUAUGGAAAGUGCGGAUUGUGAUGGUUUAACAAAACCAAAAGACAGGUUAUUCAGCCUUCUUGAUCAGAUCGAAGUACAUGUAGAACAAUUGAGAAAAGAUGCUUGGAGACUCGAAGAAGAAAGGGAUACUCUCUUGACAACCUUAGAUACUCUUAGAAACAAUGAAAUUCUUAGUGCAUUAGAAGAGACUGACAAAGAUGAUGUGCUGAGAUAUGCUGAAAGAUUGUCUAUGCGAUGUUUAACAGUUGAUGUAUUGGUUAAAAUUCAACGUGAUCAGAUUCAAGAAGAAGCAUUACAUCAAGUAAAUGGUUUGAUUGAUAGUUUAGUUGUUGGUCUUCGUAAUGAUCCAGCUGGAACUCGACAACGUUGUGCAUCUUUUAUGAAUGCUUGUACCUCACAAAAUGGUGAGCAUUCUGAUAAAAAUUUUGAAACAGCAAUUCUUGGAUGUACUAUGGAUGAUCAAAAACGAAUAAAAAAAAGAUUACAAGGAUUAUUAGAUUAUAUUGAUAAAAUGCACACAGUUCAAUUACUAUGAAGUUAUAUUGGAGAUAAUUGAUUUUAAAGAAAACUGAAUAAAUCACUCCUUAAAUGAGCAAUAGUUCUAAAGGAGAUUUGCAAAAAGUUACUUAAGGCAGGGUGCUUCAUGAUAAUUCAAUGAUGAUUUUUAUGAUAAAUGUAAAAAAAGUAUUAUAUAAUGUGAAUUAUUUUCUUUAUAUAUAUUGUUUCUAUAUCUUACUGUAUGUAGAACUAAGAUUUAAUAGACAUUACAUUUAUAUUUGAACAUUAAUUAUGGUAGGAAGUAUAAAUAUAAAAUUAAUAUAAAAAAUAUUUUCAUACAUAAUAUAUUCACAUAAAAUUUUUUAAUAAAAACUAAGUUUGUGUAUGUUUUAAAUAGUUAUAAUAUAUAAAUAAAAUAAAGCUAUGUUAAGAAUAAUAAUUUUAUUAGAAUCAAUAUUUGAAAAGAAAAAAAAUGAAUAAUAUAAAUGUGUGUAAAUCAUGACAUUUUAUAUUCAUUGGUCUUUAAUGAUUUAAUUGUGAAUAAUAAAUAUCUCCUAAUUUUCUUUUUUCUUUAAAAGAUAUAAAAAUAUAACAUAUUAUUAGUAUUUUUAUAGUAUUUGUUCUUUGUGUAGAUAUUAUAUUUAUAUGAUUACUGAUUGACAUAUGAUAUACUUAUGUUAUUAUCUAUAAUUUAUCAUUAUCUUAAGUAUUUAAACUUAAUAAUGCUUCCUACUAUAAAAAAACUAUUAAGGAAUGUUAAUGAAAAUUACAUAUAAAUUAUAAUUAUAGAUUUGACUUUUUAAUAUGUUAAUUGUUAUUAAUAGUUAUAACUUUAUUAUAUUAUCGUAGAUAAAGUUAUCAGAUUUGAUAUAAAAUUUAUAAUUUUCUUUAUAUUACAAUUAUAAAAAAAAAUAAGAAUUUCAUAUACAGUUUAGCAAGAUUUUCAAAAGUUAUUUAAUUUAUGUGAGAAUUAACUUUUUUUUUAUUUCAUGUUAUUAAUGUAAUUAUUUCAUGUUAUAAUGUAAUUAUUUCGUUAAAAUGAUUAUUAAUAUAUGAUAUAGUGCAUAGACAUAUAAUUUUUAUUCAUUUUUUAUACAUUUAAUUAAUAUAUUCUUUACAUCUGAUACAUACAAAUUCAAUUUUAAUACAAGUUUGAAAUUCAAAAUAACCAUAUAAUUCAUAAAAAAAAUUCAAGAAUUUAAUUUUUAUUUUAAUAUCUAUUAUUUUUAUGUAGUAAAAUCUAUAAUAUAAUACUUUUAACUUAAAUAGAAUACAAUAAAUCAAAAUUUAUAUAAAUAUAUUUUUUAUGCAUUCUAUAAUAUUUAUUUUUCUUUGUAAAUUUUUUACAAUUUUCUUAAGAUAUUAAUAUAAAUUAAAAUAUAGAUUAAAAAAAAUAAUUAGAUAUAAAAAUUAUAACGCUUUAUUUUUAUUAAUAACUUGCAUUAUCAUUCACAAAAAAUAUUGUUUAUAUCAAUAAUAUUUUCUUUCUUAUAAACUAGCAUAUUUGGUUAACCAUUAUAUUAGUAUUUGUUUAUAUAUAAAUUAAUUUAUUUUUCAAUAUUUUCUAAGAAUUUGAAAUUCUUUAAAAUUCGUUUAAAAAAACAUGCUAUUUUAUUCAAUUAUGAUAUUUAAAAUUAUAUCAUUUUUUUAUUAAUUAUUUAUAAUUUAACUUAAUUUAAUAUGUGAACAGUCAACAUCACUAUGUUUAUCUUCAAUACAAAUAAUAUAUUUACAAAAAUAUGAAAAAUAUGAAAAUUUUAUGUUUUUAAUAGAGAUUAUAAAAGAUAUAUAUUUGAUUGAGAAAUAAAAAAUCAUACAGGGAACAAAAAGAAAUGUAUUUACAUAUAUUCAUAAUAACAUUAAAAUAUUUAGAAAAAUUAAUAUUCAAUAAGAGAAAUUCAAUGUAUAAAAAUGUUUCAGUAUAUUUUUUUAUUAUUUUAAAUUAAAAAAAAAAUAAGAAUUUCAUAUACAGUUUGGCAAGAUUUUCAAAAGUUAUUUAAUUUAUGUGAGAAUUAAUUUUUUUUUAUUUCAUGUUAUUAAUGUAAUUCUUUUUAUUUUGUACUUUAUAUCUCCUAAAUUCUUUUUUUUUUAUUUAAUAGAACUAUUUGAAUAAAGUUAUAUAAAUUGGGAUUAUUUUUUCAUUUAUAAUUAUAAUAAAUAUUCAAUAUGUAAUUGAAAUAAACUAUAGACAUAUAGUGAUAGUUCUAUAUGUAAUCAAAGCAAGUGUAUAUUACAAAUUAAUCGAUAUAACAAUAUUGUUUAAAGAUAAUUGCAUUAAUCUUUUCUUGUUAUGUUUUUGAUACUUUAUGUUGUGCGUAUUUUAUAAUAAUCUUAAAUCAAUUUGUCGAAAUAUUGAAAUGAAAAUUAUUUAUAUCUUAUAAAUAUGAAUAUAUCAAUCUGUACAUGGUUAAAGCAUUCAUUAUAGUUUUUACAUAUUACAUAUAGUUUUCACAUAUUUAUCCAUACAAAGACUAAAGCAAUCUACAAGCAUUUUUUACAAAAUUCCUUUUCUUAUGAUUCUUUGUCUUGGCUCCUGACCGCAAAACUAUGGUACCAUUCCCCAUACUCCGAGCACAUGUGGAUCCAUUUGGACUAAAUGCGCCUACAACAUAUAUAUAUAUACAUAUAUGUAUGUAUGUAUGUAUGUAUGUAUAUAUUUUCAUAAAUUACAAAAUUAUUAAAGAUCUAGAAAGAUAGAGAGAGAGAUAAAGAUAUCUUCUAUUAAAAUUUCACAUUCACACAUUAAUGUUAAAAAUUAUAUUACAUAGAUAUAUACUUCAAAUUGUUUUAUACAUACUAAUUAAAAUAUUUUGUUACUUCUGUAAAUACUAUAUAUUCUAUAAACAAUUUGUAGAAUUUAUGUUUACAAAUAAAUUAAUUAUAUUCGAGUAA
This is a messenger RNA of Apis cerana (Asiatic honeybee), 3596 nucleotides long. Its product is annotated as BAG family molecular chaperone regulator 2. The record is from RefSeq and is a predicted model, not a curated record. Gene Ontology annotation, biological process: protein stabilization. NCBI's taxonomy places the organism in Eukaryota, Metazoa, Arthropoda, Insecta, Hymenoptera, Apidae. Gene Ontology annotation, molecular function: protein-folding chaperone binding; adenyl-nucleotide exchange factor activity.